This is a messenger RNA of Dictyostelium discoideum AX4, 156 nucleotides long. RefSeq lists its product as hypothetical. The transcript has a single exon. Bases 1 to 156 code for a protein of 51 amino acids. Lineage: Eukaryota; Evosea; Eumycetozoa; Dictyosteliales; Dictyosteliaceae. The record is from RefSeq and is a predicted model, not a curated record.
AUGCAACAUCAACUACAACAUCAAAUCACCAGCAUCACAAUCGAAACAAUUGCAGCUCAUGAAUCAAUUCUUACCCUUCAAAUCUAUCCAGUAAAUGGUGUCUCGGAAAAAGAAAAUGAGACAAAAUCUCAACAAGCCACCCUAGAGAAUUCAUGA